AUGAAGUCUUCUGCUAUAUUCAUGCUGGCUUCGGCUGCUGUUGGUCAGGCCAUUCAGCAGUGCUCUGGCACGCCCAAGGAAGAGGGCGGCAACUGGUUCUGCGGUGCUGUCGAACAGAUCUCGUACCUCAAUGUCGGUGGACCUGGCACUUACAAGGCCGUCAGCCAAAUGAACGAGGAUGGUUUUUGCAACUUUGAGGACGUCGCCUUCUCUGGCGCCCUGGCCCCUUUCAAUGAGGAGCUUGUUCCUGUUUUCCGCGGUCCCAUGAACCUCAAGCAGGUUGCUGUUUACAAUCUCUCUCCCAAGGCCAAGCGCUCUCCUGCCGUUUCUCACACUCACGCUCACGCUCGCCGCCAUGGCCAGCACGGCCACCAGCACCUCCACAAGAAGCAGGUUGAGGAGGAGCCCAAGGAAAAGCGUGGUGAAGAUUGGGUCGUUGCAAAUAUCGACAACCAGGUGGUGUCCUGGAUCAACAACUACCAUGGCCCAACUCCCGUGGGCCCUGCUCCUGUUGUUCCGACCCCCACCCCGACUCCCACUCCUUCUCAGCCGCCUGUGGCUGCUGCUGCUGUUCCUCAGCCUGGCGGCUCCAAGGAUUCAAGCCCCAAGGCUGCUGAUAGCCAUUCUGGCUCCGUCAAUGGUGGCUACACUCGUGUCGGUUACUAUAACGCUGACAACGCUACCGCUGACGGUAUCGUCUUCCUUGGCAACUACGGUGGCCAGGGCUCUGGCAAGUUUGACAACGUCUUCGGUAACUCUUUGUCCUACCUGAACGCCGAGGGCACUGGUGGUGCCGCUUCACCACAGGUUUUGAAGCCCGUCACCCUCAAGUCCAACCAGGAGUUCCUCAUCGCCAGCGACAAGCCAUGCGAUGAUGAUGAUGAUUUAGACAACAGCUGCGGAUACUAUCGCAAUGGCUCCGUUGCGUACCACGGCUUCAAGGGUUUCGAUUCGGUCUGGCUCUUCGAGCUGAACAUGCCUCUCGACGGAACCACUGGUUUCAACGCCGACAUGUCGGCUCUUUGGAUCCUCAAUGCCCGCAUCCCCCGCACCGCUCAGUACAGCGUAUGCUCCUGCUGGCCUGGCUGCGGUGAGCUCGAUAUCCUCGAGGUUCUCAGCCCCGGCGAUAGUAAGUGCAAGUCGACCGUGCACUCGAUAAAUUCCGGCGGCUCGUCCGACUACUUUCAUCGUCCUACUGGCCCCCCCGUCAAGAUUGCCGUCGUUCUUGACGCUGAGUCCAGCCAGGUCUCACUUAAGAUGUUGGACUCCAACGUCGAAUUUGGCACUGGCAUCUCCCGCUCCCAGGUGGAGAGCUGGCUCUCUGCCGACUCCGUGUCGACCGCAAGCACCGACGGCCAGAGCAACAAGGUCUCCUUGUUCUCUCUGUCCUCUUGA
Molecule: messenger RNA, 1395 nt
Organism: Colletotrichum orchidophilum
Lineage: Eukaryota; Fungi; Ascomycota; Sordariomycetes; Glomerellales; Glomerellaceae
Exons: 4
Coding region: 1-1395 (464 amino acids)
Cellular component (GO): fungal-type cell wall
Source: RefSeq, a predicted model, not a curated record